This is a messenger RNA of Cyprinus carpio (common carp), 1053 nucleotides long. RefSeq names its product proteasome subunit alpha type-6-like. The record is from RefSeq and is a predicted model, not a curated record. Gene Ontology annotation, biological process: ubiquitin-dependent protein catabolic process. Lineage: Eukaryota; Metazoa; Chordata; Actinopteri; Cypriniformes; Cyprinidae. Gene Ontology annotation, cellular component: proteasome core complex; proteasome core complex, alpha-subunit complex; cytosol.
GUGUGUGUGCGUGCGUGCGCGCGCCCGUUCCCCGUCGAGUUCCGCGACGCGCCGAACGAAAGAGAAAGUGAAAGUCUUAAAUCGCUUAUUCACCCUCGACGAAGUUCUCCGCGCGUUUGAGCUGCUAAACUCCGUCAGCGUGUUUGUUCAGCAUGUCUCGAGGCUCGAACGCGGGGUUUGAUCGACACAUCACUAUAUUCUCACCGGAGGGCCGUCUGUAUCAAGUCGAAUAUGCCUUCAAAGCCAUCGGUCAGAGCGGCCUGACCACGGUGGGCAUCAGAGGGACGGACUGCGCCGUGCUGCUCACACAGAAGAAAGUGUCGGACUCGCUCCUGGAUGCGUCGACAGUGACAAACAUGUUCCGUCUCACUCCGCGGAUCGGAUGUGUCAUGACCGGACAUUACGCUGACAGCCGGUCUCAGGUUCAUCGGGCUCGCAUCGAGGCGGCCGAGUGGAAGUAUAAGUUCGGUUAUGACAUCACAGUGGACAUGCUGUGCCGGCGCAUGGCGGACAUCUCUCAGGUUUACACACAGAACGCAGAGAUGAGGCCGCUGGGCUGCUGUAUGAUGCUGAUCUCUAUGGACCCUCAGAUGGGCCCCAUGCUGUAUAAAUGUGACCCGGCCGGGUAUUUCUGCGGCUUCAGGGCGACCAGCGUCGGGGCCAAACACCACGAGGCCAGCAGCUACCUGGAGAAGAAGCUGAAGAAGCAGCCGGAUCUGCCCUACGACAGGACCGUGGAGAUGGCGAUCUCGUGUUUGUCUUCUGUGCUCUCAAUGGACUUCAAAAGCACUGAGCUGGAAGUGUCUGUGGUGACCAAAGAAAACCCGAAAUUCAGGACUCUGUCAGAAGCAGAAAUCGAGCGUCAUCUGGUGGCGAUCACAGAGAGAGAGUAACUCUCAUUCUCAUUUAAGACUGUCAGCUGUUUACUAUGUUUUUACAGUCCUGAAAGCAUCCGUCACUGAAGCGUUUGCUCAUCCUCAGCUUGUGUUUUCUAGUUUGACUGUAUGCACACAGUCCACUCAUAUUCUAAUAAAUCAAUUUUUUCAGUCUGAA